AUUCGAUGAGAACUCUCCACUCCCUGCAGUUUGUUUAGCCCUCGGCCCAUCCCACCCUCAGGCACUUUCUCUCUCUCCUCUGUGUUUUGUUUGGCCAGUACAAUGACUGUGGGGAACAUGGAGAGUGCCCAGCUGUUUGAUGCCGGGAAGAAAGGUCGAGGCCUGAGAGCCACCAAAGACCUCAAAGCUGGGGAAGUGGUCUUUGCCGAACCCAGUUACUCUGCUGUGGUCUUCGACAGCUUGGCCUCUCAGGUGUGUCACAGCUGUUUCCGCCGUCAGGCAAAACUGCAUCGCUGCGUCCAGUGCAAAUUCGCCCACUAUUGUGACCGCACCUGCCAGACUGCAUGCUGGGACGAACAUAAGCGGGAGUGUGGAGCCAUCAGGAAGUUGAACUUCUUUGCACCCAGUGAGAACAUUCGUCUGGCUGGCCGUCUGCUGUGGCGCAUACACAAGGACACAGGCAUCGUGUCAGACAGUCAGCUGGUCUCAGUGGACCAGCUGGAGGACCAUGUUGCCGACCUGUCCGAAGACGACGUCAAGAACCUCCAUGCUGACGUGCACGCUUUUCAGGAAUACUGGUCUUAUGGAAGCAAAAAGCACUCUGUCGACUACAUCUCACGCAUCUUUGGCAUUAUCAAGUGUAAUGGAUUCACUCUGAGUGAUCAGAGAGGCCUGCAGGCCGUUGGUGUGGGUCUGUUCCCCAACCUGUGUCUGGUCAACCAUGACUGCUGGCCCAACUGCACAAUCAGCCUCAACCAUGGCAACCAGUCAGCUGUGAGUUCUUCUCUCCACUCUCAGAGGAGGAUUGAGCUGCGAGCUCUGGGUAAAAUCCCCGAGGGCGAGGAGCUGACCGUCAGCUACGUGGACUUCCUCAACCUGUCUGCUGAUCGCCAGAAGAAGCUGAAGGAGCGUUUCUACUUUGACUGCACCUGCGAGCACUGCAGCCAGCACAUCAAGGACGACCUGAUGAAGGCUGCCGCAGAGGGCGAGGGCAGCAAACCUUCUGCUGAUAAAGUGAAAGACGUGGUUGCCUUCAGUAAAGAGUGUCUGGAAAAGAUUGAGAAUUCUCGCGUUGAGGGGGAUUAUCAAGAGGUGGUGAAGUUGUGUCAGGAGUGUUUGGGGAAGCAGGAACACGUCCUGGCUGACACUAACCUGUGUAGACUGCGUGUGCUCAGCAUUGCCAGUGAGGUGUUUUCAUACAUGAAGGACUUCUCUGAGGCUGCUGCCCUCGUCCACAAGAUGGUGGACGGAUACAAGAAGUUGUACCACCCCAACAAUGCCCAGCUGGGUAUGGCCAUCAUGCGUGCAGGCGUCACACACUGGCAUGGGGGGCAGAUUGAGACGGGCCACAGCAUGAUCUGCAAGGCCUACCGUAUCCUGAUGGUCACCCACGGACCCAACCACGCCAUGACCAGAGACCUGGAGGUCAUGCGCACGCAGACUGAAAUGGAGCUGAAGAUGUAUCUGAAGGAUAAAGAGGCGUACCACAACAUGAGGGAAGCCGUUCUGCAUUAAGUAACCCAUGAAAGCAUCAAAGGCCUCUUCCGCCAGCGAUAAUCACCUUCACCGCCGCUGCUCCAAUCAGAACACACCCUGCUGAUGUUCUGACGCACGGCUAGCUUAGCAUCGACAUGUACAUACUUUGUACUGUAUGUACUCUAAAGCACUGCACCCAGUCCCUGUGCUGAGAUUGUGAAUGUCCAAUAUGUCAAUAUAUGACGACGCAGACUGUUCUGUUAAAACCAACAUGUGCUGAUGUAUCACAACGUGUUGCAUGUACAGUAUCUACAAUAAAAGUGGAGAUACAUGA
This is a messenger RNA of Scomber scombrus (Atlantic mackerel), 1810 nucleotides long. It is a transcript of the gene smyd1a, whose product is annotated as SET and MYND domain containing 1a. Gene Ontology annotation, molecular function: protein binding. Gene Ontology annotation, cellular component: nucleus. NCBI's taxonomy places the organism in Eukaryota, Metazoa, Chordata, Actinopteri, Scombriformes, Scombridae. The record is from RefSeq and is a predicted model, not a curated record. The coding region runs from base 103 to 1515 and encodes 470 amino acids. The transcript has 10 exons.